CAGGGCCGGGGCGGGUGCCUCUCAGCCUCGCGGCUCCGAGUGUCCACGGGCCCCGGGGGAUGCCCCCGGCCGGGCCCUUUUCAUGGCUGCCGAAGUCUUCAUGUGCUCCUCACACCGGGCCCGUAGUCGGGGCCGCUCGGUGCUGCUCAAGCCCCCGGUGCCGGAGGACGACGACGACUCGGACACCGAUGAGCCGUCUCCGCCGCCAGCCUCGGGCGCCGCCGCUGCCUCAGCCCGGGCCCACGCGAGCACCGCGCCGCUGCCGUCGCGAGCCGGCCCGGGCCGCGACGAGCCUCCGCGCCGCCAGCAGAUCAUCCACAGCGGCCACUUCAUGGUGUCGUCUCCGCACCGCGAGCACCCGCCCAAGAAGGGCUACGAUUUCGACACCGUCAACAAGCAGACGUGCCAGACCUAUAGCUUCGGCAAGACCAGCUCCUGCCACCUGUCCAUCGACGCCUCGCUCACCAAGCUCUUCGAGUGCAUGACCCUGGCCUACAGCGGGAAGUUAGUGUCUCCAAAGUGGAAGAAUUUCAAAGGCCUGAAGCUCCAGUGGAGGGACAAAAUCCGGCUCAACAAUGCUAUCUGGCGGGCAUGGUACAUGCAGUAUUUGGAGAAGCGCAAGAAUCCUGUGUGCCACUUUGUGACUCCUCUUGAUGGCUCUGUUGAUGUAGACGAGCAUCGUAGGCCAGAGGCCAUCACCACGGAGGGCAAGUACUGGAAAAGUCGCAUUGAAAUUGUGAUCCGGGAGUAUCACAAGUGGAGAACCUACUUCAAGAAAAGGCUACAACAGCACAAGGAUGAGGACCUUUCCAGCUUGGCCCAGGAUGAUGACAUGCUGUACUGGCACAGACAUGGGGACGGGUGGAAGACGCCAGUCCCCAUGGAGGAGGACCCACUGCUGGACACAGACAUGCUUAUGUCAGAAUUCAGUGACACACUCUUUUCCACACUUUCUUCACACCAGCCAGUGGCCUGGCCCAACCCACGGGAAAUAGCACAUCUGGGAAAUGCAGACAUGAUCCAGCCAGGACUGAUUCCUUUGCAACCCAAUUUGGACUUCAUGGACACCUUUGAACCUUUCCAGGAUCUCUUCUCUUCCAGCCGAUCCAUUUUUGGUUCCAUGCCACCUGCACCUGCCUCUGCACCUACCCAAGAUACCAACAGUCCAUCUGCUCAGGGGAGCAUCCUGCCAACUACAGCUCUGCCCAGUGUGAACCUUCCUGACAGCCUCAUUGCAUCCUCUGCAGCUCCUUCCCUGGAGCCUGCAGAUGGGCAGGGCUGUGAACGUGCUUCCCAGACUGGGGAUGCUUUUAUCCAGACGAUGGACUUUGGUCCCCCUGAGCCACCACUGAACAUCCCACAGUCCUUCCUCCCUGUCUUCACCAUGUCCGUGCUCUCCCCUGGACCUGCUCCAGCACCUGUCCCAACUGCAUUACCUGUAGUUUCUCCUCCUGCCACUGCUCUGAACCCCCCAACUCCACCAGCGUUCCUACAGCCACAGAAGUUUGCUGGAGUUGGCAAAUCCCUCCCUGUCAUCACCCAUACAGCCUCUGCCACCCUCACCCAUGAUGCUUCUGCCACCACAUUCAGCCAGUGCCAGGGCCUUGUGAUCACAGCUCGCCAACCUACCCCCUCGCCAUCCCCCUGUGGCCUAGAGCUGUCACCUGUCCCUCGACUACCAGCUGUUGGGCCUCCCCAACCUUGUUUAACUUUUGUCCACCCCAAACCUGUGUCCUUGACUGGAGGGAGGCCCAAGCAGCCCCCCAAAAUAGUGCCUGCUCCUAAACCAGAGCCUGUGUCCUUGGUGUUGAAGAACGCUCGUCUUCCUCCAGGCCAACCACAAACGGUGAUCAUGACGUCAGCCUCUCUGAAGAGAGAAGGGAUAUUGGCAUCUACGGUGUCCCAGUCCAAUGUGGUUAUCACUCCUGCUGCUAUUGCCAGGGCUCCUGGAAUCAAAGAGUUUCAUAGUGACAUCCUGGUGACAGACCUCGGCCACAGCACAAGCAGCCAGCCCGCCCCUGUCUCCCGACUCUUUUCUCCAAGCACAGCACAAGACUCCCUGGUGAAGGAUGAGCAAGUCUCACUGCAUGGGAACAGUCCUCAAGUCCCUGCGACAGGGUCCAGUUGUGACUGCCCCAACUCAGGGCAGGCCUCUCCGUGCCCAUCAGAACAAAGCCCCAGUCCUCAAUCUCCCCAGAACAACUGCUCAGGGAAAUCAGACCUAAAAAAUGUGGCUGCAUUAAAGAACCGGCAGAUGAAGCAUAUCUCAGCUGAACAGAAAAGACGCUUCAACAUCAAGAUGGGCUUUAACACCCUGAAUAGUUUGAUCUCCAGUAAUUCUAAGCUGACCAGCCAUGCCAUCACGCUGCAGAAGACUGUGGAGUACAUCACUAAGCUGCAGCAGGAGCGAAUCCAGAUGCAGGAGGAGGCCCGGCGGCUGCGGGAGGAGAUUGAGGAACUCAACGCCACCAUCAUCUCCUGCCAACAGUUGCUCCCGGCCACAGGAGUCUCUGUCUCCCAGUGUAAUUUUGAUCACAUGAAAGACAUGUUUGAUGAAUAUGUGAAGAGCCGGAUCAUGCAGAAUUGGAAAUUCUGGAUUUUCAGUGUCAUCAUCAAGCCUCUGUUUGAGUCUUUCAAGGGGAUGGUGUCUACCAGUAGCCUGGAGGAGCUGCACCGGACAGUCUUGUCCUGGCUGGACCAGCACUGCUCCCUGCCCACCCUCAGACCAAUGGUACUGAGCACUCUUCGACAACUGAGCACCACCACCUCCAUCCUGACAGACCCGUCCCAGCUGCCAGAGCAGGCAUCAGAGGCUGUCAUCAGGAUUGGCAAGAGAUCAGAGGAGUCCUAAGCUUAGCUGGCAUGUGGCUGCAUGAGAUGCCUGGAGGCCUCCCUGCUCUUCCUGACACAGAGCCUUGAUGCUGCCCUUACUCUGCUGGCCCACCAAGCCCGUCAGGAUGCCAUGCUCAGGUCUGAAGCAGGUUCUGGGCCUGCCCACAGCAAUAGCCCGUCUUGGGAACCGCUUGCUGUGACCUCUCACUCAGCAACCUCAGUCUCCAACCCUCCCCUGUUUGGGGGUGGUCCAGACAAAGGGAAAUACCAGCUGUUCUAGUCCUGUCCUGCUGGGGGCCUGGUGGGGCCUUGGGCCAGCAAGGGAAACAGAUGGGACAAGGAGGCAAGCGAAGCCUCCUGCACAGCUCCUCUGAGUCCCUGCCUUAGCCUUGUCUACCUGGGCUUCUCAGGUGACACCUGCAUGCUCUUUGGCCUCUUCAGGGCCAGGUAGAACCUCUUCAGUUCUCACAACCCUGAUGGCACCUGGCCCUUAUGGAUGGGUCUGGGCCACUGUUCCAGCCUGUGCACAGAGGAGGGCUGCCUUCUUGCCCAUGUGGUUUGCAGGGCAUACCUUCUCCACUGACCCCCAGGCACACAUGCCACAUAUCAUGCAUGGAGUCCAUGGAACAGGAUGGAAGCACAAGCAAUACGAAGCUGCUUUUCUGGCUCAGAAGCUCCAGGAAGGACUGGUAGUCACUGUGAUGCGGCCAACGUUGCUGGAGGCCUGGCCCAGUGCCUGUGCAGAGAGGCAGGCACACCACUCUUGGUUUUAGUCUUCAGAAGGUUACACUCCAUGGCUGCCAUCAGCCUGAUCAUCUUAUCUGAAGUUAAACUGGGAGCUCCAAGCCAGGACAGUUUGCAGAUUGAAGAUUUCACCAUACCCGAAGUCUGUUCUGUCUGUGUUAUGGGGAGAGAGACAAGAUGCCAGGAGUCAGCCCUCAGUGCUACCUCUGGUGUCUCUAGGCUAGUCAGUAAAGGUCUGUGCUCACAUUUGGACCAGUGGAAGCAGGAGAGCUCAAGUGUCUGAAGGUCAGGUGUCCUAAUGCUUGUGUGUAGUUGGAAGGGGCAAAGACGGGCCACUUGAUCCUCAGCCUUCUGUCAGGUGGCAGGGCGCUCUCAGGGAGCCUAGCUAACUGCACCUCCUCCUGGGAAGAGUGUGCUUUUCCACCCCACUGUGACAUCUAGAGCAGCCAGAAGGCUUUUCUCUUAAACUCUGUUCUCCUGGUGACUCUGUCCUCCUACCCUCUUCUCACCAUGCUGCCUGUCUUGAGGGGACCAGGGAAAGAGGGAAUACAGGCUGUCCCCUGAAGUUCCAGUCCGUUUGGAAACUCCCACUGAUGCUUGAGAUCUGCAGAACUCGGGCUGGAGGAGCAGCCAUUCCACCUCAGCCUGAGUUGCUCUCAAGAAAGGAUCAGGGCUGCUGGCCAUACCACCACCUCUACUGUGGACCCCUGAUCAACUGCCCACACCCCUGUCUGCAUUUCUGCUCUGUAUGGAAAUAGCUUGGUGCCCUGCCCCAGCCCCCAACUCUAUCCUAAAAUGUGUUUACAGGCUGAGGGAUGAGCAUAAGGAAUGUAGGCUGAUCCUUACAAUUUCUACUGGGAAAGGUAUCUGGACUCAUUUCUAACCCAAGGACUAGGUAAAAUUACCCUUCAGAAGGUGAAGGCCACUGCCCCAGGCAACAAAGGAAAAACCAAAACACUGGUGGAGGAGCCCAGCCCCUCCCAUUUGUACGCCUUGUAACACACAGGCGAUGCUGUGGCUGGGCAGCCAGGACUCCUAGUUUCUCCCCACUUUUGCUGGGGAGUAACCUUUUUUGUAAACAUUUAGGCAUAGAAAAUUGGCCGCUAGCUUUGCUGGCCUAUCUCUCUUUGGCUGAAUUAAUAUUAUCACUGUUCCUCAGACAUUUGGGCUGUUAGGUUGUAUGAGCUAGAAGGGAGCGUGUGUGUGCGUGCGUGCGUGCGUGCCUUUGGUUGGUUUCUCCUGGUGCUCACCUUUGUCAUGGCUGUGAGGCCACAAUGCUUUAUCUCUUCCAGGCAAGAUUGUUUCUUGCCUGGGAAAUUUUCUUGUUUUAGAAUCCUGCCUGAUGAGUCUGUCUCUGACCUUUGUCCUGGGUGCCCAGGCCACCACUUGAGAACAAUAGAGGCCAUUCUGCCAGAGCCCCCACUGGGCACUGAUCACACCAUGCAGCUGGGAUUUGUUUACAUUUAUUUUUACCCCCAUUCCUGUCCCCACUCUCAUAUAAGAACUUCAAAAUGUUGGCAUUUGGGAGAAUAAAAAAAUCAGCUUGAGAAGACUAGCUGGUAAAUCUCUGCAAGCGUUUCUGUGAAGUCUUCCCACGCCCUCGGCUUCCUGCGUUCUGCUCAUUCUUUCACUAUGAGUCGGGGGUGGGGGGGUGUCACAGGGCAGAGUGCCUGUGGCUGGGGGGCUUUCUGAGAGUUGAUGACAGGUUAUACACCAGCUGUCGCCCUCAGGAGAGGCUAACCGUAGUCAAGUGGUUUUUUUGCAAUACAAGGGAAGUGAUAACAGCUUAGGCUGUGGUAUGGACAUCUUGUGACAUCAUGCUGAGUCUCAUGUGGGAGGCUGGAAGCAGUUAGACAGAGUGCAUGCUCUUAUGACUUGACCUCAUCCCCUUUGUAUGCUUGGGUCCUGCCCUGGCCCCUUUUGGAGCUCUAGUACUACCAAAGGGUUCUGUGUUCUGACUGAGAGCAAUGUCCACUUGGGCUCUUAGAGGACUUGGCCCCCAGACUCCAGGUUGUACACAGGAUGCUAAUCCCUCCCCAGCAGAGUGCAGUAGUAGGUGGCACCAAGGUGUGUGGAAUACUGUGGGCCUUUCUGCCCACCCCCCUCGCCCCGACCACCUGACCUCCGCUCAGGGUGCAAUUCUUUUUUCUUCUUGGCUCUGGCAUGAGCAGGCUUGGAAUGUCCCCUGCCCCCUGCUCUCAGAAGUCCUUUUCUCAUCCUCAUCUGGCUCCUCAAAGCUCUUUUUCUACUGGGAGCCUCCCAGCAGUCUGGGAAGGAUCUCUUCCUCACUUCCCAGGAAGCUCCAGCACAAAUGAAAUACUGUGUGGCUUUGCAGUGUCUUGUGGUCCCAUGGGAGAGAAGAUUUGGAAGCUGUGGUGUGUGACAGCCAUCUAGGACACCAGUGCUGCAUAAGAAUGUGACUUUGGUCUCUGUCCCUUCAAUAUCUGAGUGUUUCAGAGGACAUGUACCGUGUCUACAUGGCUGGAGUGAAAGAGCAGGAGGUUCAUGGCAUGUUCGAGGUUUGUCCUCUUAGCAGGCAUGUUGGCCAGAUUCUGCUUGGCAAGUUUUGGAUCUGAGGGUCACCCUCAGGGCAUGUGAGCGGCUGGUAGGAGACACCAGUGAUGUGGGAGAAGCCUUUGGAAACACAGUUCCCAUCCCUGUGCCUCCCCAAAGGAAGGCAAGGACACACGGGUUAGCCACCAGCUGUCUGUGAGGACCAGGCCUUCCCUGCUUGCUAGGCAAGACUAGCUGCUUGUCAGGGAUUGCAAGACACAACCCUUGAAAAAGAAAAGGGAACUUUUCACAAUGAAUGUUAACAUGUAUGUGUGUGAGUGUUUACUGCCUGGGAUUUUAUUUUUGUAAAAUUCCCUUGCGCUUAUUUAGCAGAAUUCACCUCUGUCUCCCAGCCAAACUUUGGUUCCACGAUAGUAACCUUGAGUGUAGGGACUUGGAGUAGGGUUUCUUAAUAGGACCUGGUGUUCUUGAGAGUAGAAAUCGUGAAAAGGCCGGAGACACUAAAGUUUUAUACAUUUCCUAGUUUACAUCCUACAGGUAAAAAAAAAGUCUGAUGAGCUCAGCUGAGGCAUACUCUCAACUAGGUGUGUCCCUCCUGGGAGAGCCCAGCACCCUCUUCUCUGAAUCUUCUCCCCCAUGAAGGAAAAGAAGGCUCUGUUGCUUGUUCACCAUGGCUGAAACAGCCUGUCCUCCAGGUUUCAGUAUUGUGUACACGCUAAUCAUUUCUGCUGUGCCCAUCGGUGAUGGUGUAGCAGGGCUCCUUUAAGGAGCCAGGCUAGAGUGGAUUUCUCCAGAGGCCCACUUACCCUGAGCCUGACCCUCUGGUGCCCUGCUGUUGACAAGCACGUUUCUACCAGCUGUAUCCAACACUACAAUGCAUUUUUAAAAUUUGCAUCUAAGACAAUAAAAAAAUACUUAUUUUUUUGAAA
Messenger RNA from Jaculus jaculus (lesser Egyptian jerboa), 7019 nucleotides. RefSeq names its product MLX interacting protein (gene Mlxip). The coding region runs from base 83 to 2851 and encodes 922 amino acids. Gene Ontology annotation, biological process: regulation of transcription by RNA polymerase II. NCBI's taxonomy places the organism in Eukaryota, Metazoa, Chordata, Mammalia, Rodentia, Dipodidae. The transcript is spliced from 17 exons. The record is from RefSeq and is a predicted model, not a curated record. Gene Ontology annotation, cellular component: nucleus. Gene Ontology annotation, molecular function: protein dimerization activity; DNA-binding transcription factor activity, RNA polymerase II-specific; RNA polymerase II cis-regulatory region sequence-specific DNA binding.